ACGUGGUCGAGUCCAAGCGAAACCUGCGGUUUAAUGUUACAGAAAUGGGAGAAACAAGAAGGGGGUAAGGAAGCAACGAGAACAAGGUGAUUCUGCGUUCAUACAAGGUUUGCAUUCUGACCUGCAAGCCAAUGUAAGUCGUGUUGAGUGACUGCAUGUGAAAGAGGGACCAUCACCAUCCUCAUGUCCUAUGGAGGAGGCUUUCAUGGACGCACUGAGCGUGUCCGCCAGGCGCCCCAGUAUGACGAGGUUGCACAAGAGUUCUUACCCCACUCAGAGUCCUACGACCUGCACCCCCUAAGGGAGCAGAAAGCCCCUCAUCUGGCAAAGAGCGCGGACCCACUUCCUCCUCCGCCUCUGCCAGAACAGCCACCUGUUGGUCGAGAGUUUGAUCGUAGCGGCAGUGAGGAAGACGCCGGCCCAGAACCGGACCCUGCCAUCGACAUCAAGCCCGUCCACCGGUUCAUCCCUGACUCCUGGAAAAACUUCUUUAGAGGAAGCAACCGCAGCAGCAAGAAGGCCUGGUCCAUGCCUGAAUCCUCUUCCAACAACAACAACAGCACCUCUGACGGGGUGCGUUGUUCUCCCCCACACUCCCCCUCUCUUCCUGGGUCAUACCGGGAUCCUUACGGUGGCUCCGGUGGCAGCUACAACUCCCGCAAGGAGCUUUUAGACGUACAGGACGCCCAUGGGUCUGUGUCCGGGCAUACACACCACACAGCCCUGACCUACAGCGAGCGGGUAGAGGAGUACCACCAGCGCUAUGGCUACAUGAAGUCGUGGGCGGGGCUACUGAGGAUUCUGGGAUGCGUGGAGCUGCUACUGGGAGCAGCUGUGUUCGCCUGCGUCUGCGCUUACAUUCACAAAGACAAUGAGUGGUUCAACAUGUUUGGGUACUCUUCUCCUGGAGGAACAUAUGGAGGAGGUUAUAAUGGUGCUGGAUUGGGUGGAAUGUACUACACUGGACCCAAGACCCCAUUUGUGUUGGUGGUGGCGGGACUGGCCUGGUUGGUGACUGUGAUCCUGCUGGUACUGGGGAUGACCAUGUACUACCGCACCAUCCUGCUGGACUCUAACUGGUGGCCCCUGACUGAGUUUGUCUUAAACCUGGCUCUGGCAGUGCUGUACAUGGCAGCAGGCAUCAUCUAUGUCAGGGACACUAUUCGUGGAGGGCUCUGCUACUACCCGGUCUUCAACAACGGUAUCAAUGGAGCCUUCUGCAGGACAGAGGCCGGCCAGACCGCAGCCAUCAUCUUCCUGUUUGUCACUAUGACCACGUACCUGAUUGGGGCCAUUGUUUGUCUCAAGCUGUGGAGGCAUGAGGCCGCCCGCAGGUACCAGGAGAAGUACGGCCAGGAGAUGCAGCCUUCUGAAAUGCGCGCCGUGCGGUCACUCAGGGUUCCAGAUUCUGCUCCAGCUCCCAGAUUGUCAGAGCAAGUCCAAGGCUCCUCAGUCGUUCCCAUCCAAGCUGCGCCGAAAGCACUUCCUCCAAAGGUUAUGCAAGGAGCAAUACCAUCGGGACAUAUCCCAAAGCCUAUCAUUGUGCCGGAUUAUAUUGCGAAGUACCCACCGAUCCGGUCUGAUGAAGGCCGGGACCAGUACCGAGCCGUGUUCAACGACCAGUACGCAGAGUACAAAGAGCUCCACGCGGACGUGCAGGUCACAGUGAAGAAGUUUGAUGAGAUGGACGCCAUGAUGCGCAGCCUGCCUCAGCAACCCACCACCCAAACGGAGGUGGAUCGCAUCAACAGAAUCAUGCAGGAGUAUCAGAAGAAAAAAAAUGACCCGGCUUUCCUGGAGAAGAAGGAGCGAUGUGAGUAUCUGAAGAGCAAACUGUCGCACAUCAAACAGAGGAUACAGGAAUAUGACAAAGUCAUAGAGUGGAACGACGGAUACAGCUAAAGCUUGGCAUGAAUACGGAGCUGCUCCUUCCUAGCAGAACACCACUAGUGGUGAAAAAUGGCACUAAUGUGGCAAACGAAGCCUAAUUAGAACUGAAAAGGGGUUUACCAGCUACUGAGUUUUUUUCAUCUGUUGUCUUUUAGGACGUCUGUAAGCAUUUUUCAAAGCUCACAAGUAGGAAAUUAGAAGGGCAAACAUGUAUGAUGAUUUCUGAAGACGAUCAGAUUUGUUUUCAUGCGUGUAGGCAGCUGGUCGGCAUGGCUGCAUUGCAUAUAGUAGUAAACAAAAUCUCCAUAUCA
Messenger RNA from Girardinichthys multiradiatus, 2201 nucleotides. RefSeq names its product MARVEL domain containing 2a (gene marveld2a). The transcript is spliced from 9 exons. Gene Ontology annotation, cellular component: bicellular tight junction; cytoplasmic vesicle; apical plasma membrane. The coding region runs from base 184 to 1902 and encodes 572 amino acids. The record is from RefSeq and is a predicted model, not a curated record. Gene Ontology annotation, biological process: bicellular tight junction assembly. NCBI's taxonomy places the organism in Eukaryota, Metazoa, Chordata, Actinopteri, Cyprinodontiformes, Goodeidae.